Molecule: messenger RNA, 3065 nt
Organism: Seriola aureovittata
Lineage: Eukaryota; Metazoa; Chordata; Actinopteri; Carangiformes; Carangidae
Gene: acvr1l
Product: activin A receptor, type 1 like
Exons: 10
Coding region: 153-1682 (509 amino acids)
Biological process (GO): BMP signaling pathway; protein phosphorylation; cellular response to growth factor stimulus
Cellular component (GO): BMP receptor complex; plasma membrane
Molecular function (GO): SMAD binding; transforming growth factor beta receptor activity, type I; ATP binding
Source: RefSeq, a predicted model, not a curated record
AGCAGCCAGUGGGUGGGCUGGGCUGUGGUCCUGCUUUCAGCUUCUUACUUCGCAAACCACAUUAAUAACAUUAUUUAAACCUAGUACGCGGAUACGCAGACAUCCCAGAAUGAGUUAGAGUCUGCACUCCGUAUGUGCCAGUGCACUGAAACAUGGGUUGUUGCAGUGUCUAUGUCCUUCUGUUGCUCUUGCUGCAGGCCCUGCAGACAUCAGCUGAGGGCUCAGAUGGACAGUUGGUGUGUCUGUGCGAUAGCCCUACAUGCCCCCAAGUCACUCGCUGCCAGGGAACCCGGUGUUUCUCCUCUGUCAAAGUGGGCAGCAGCGGGGUGGUGUUUGAGCAUGGCUGCCUGAAUGGGCAAGAGAAAAUCCUUUUACAUUGCUCCACAGCUCCAUCCUUCCACCAGGCCAUUUACUGCUGUUCUGAGUACAUGUGCAACGGCAACAGCACCAGGAGCUUCCUGAUGUCUCUGCUUCCACCAGAAGAUGAGCCAGCAGGUGAGCCAGUACGGUAUCGUGUUGAGACCUUAGCUCUCUUUGUACUUGGCCCGGUGGUGGUUCUGGCUCUGCUGUCUGUAGUGUCAGUGCUGGCCUGCAGGAGGCUCCACCAUGGCCGUCUGCAGAGGCUGCAGGAAUUUGACACUGAGCAGGGAGCCAUAGACGGCCUCAUCUCCUCCAAUGUGGGAGACAGCACUUUAGCGGACCUGUUAGCCCACUCAUGUACGUCAGGCAGUGGUUCAGGUCUUCCCUUCCUUGUCCAGAGAACUGUGGCCAGGCAGAUCAGUCUAGUGGAGUGUGUAGGCAAAGGAAGGUAUGGCGAGGUGUGGCGGGGUCAAUGGCAGGGGGAGAACGUGGCUGUUAAAAUUUUCUCCUCAAGAGAUGAAAAGUCCUGGUUCAGAGAGACAGAGAUCUACAACACAGUGCUGCUAAGACAUGAAAAUAUACUGGGCUUCAUGGCGUCUGACAUGACCUCUCGAAACUCCAGCACCCAGCUGUGGCUCAUCACCCAUUACCAUGAAAACGGUUCACUUUAUGACUACUUGCAGCGAGUUGCUGUGGAAACGUCAGAGGGGCUGGCGAUGGCAGCAUCGAUAGCGUGCGGCCUCGUGCACCUGCACACAGAGAUCUUUGGCACAGAGGGGAAACCAGCAAUCGCACACCGGGACCUGAAGAGCAAAAACAUCCUGGUCACAAAGGAGCUGCGCUGCUGCAUCGCAGACCUGGGGCUGGCUGUGACCCACUUCCAGGCUGACAACCUGCUGGAUGUGGGCAACAAUCCAAAAGUUGGCACCAAGCGCUACAUGGCACCUGAGGUGCUGGAUGAGACCAUUCAAACAGAUUGCUUUGAUGCCUACAAGAGAGUGGACAUCUGGGCCUUUGGACUGGUGCUGUGGGAGAUAGCAAGACGCACAUACAGCAACGGUAUUGUUGAAGAGUACAAGCCUCCGUUCUAUGAUCAGGUGCCAAACGACCCGAGCUUUGAGGAUAUGAGGAAGGUGGUGUGUGUGGAGCAGCAGAGGCCUUUUAUUCCCAAUCGCUGGUUCUCUGAUCCUACUCUCUCUGCCCUGGUAAAACUGAUGAAGGAGUGUUGGUACCAGAACCCCUCAGCCAGGCUAACAGCACUGCGAAUUAAGAAGACCCUGGACAAGAUUCACAGCUCUCUGGAGAAGGGUAAGGAGUCGUGAAAGGGAGAGGAGCUUCAGCAGCAGCUGCCUGAUGUCAGGGAUCGGCUUAGAGAAGAGCCACGUUUGUUUAACGACAAAGGGCGAUAAGGGGGACAGACAACAGACCAGAGGAAAAGAGUUGUUCAAGUGUCAUCCAGCCUCAUCCUUCUCUUGCUCCCUCACUCUCUCUUCCUUUCUCUGUGGUUGGCCCCACCCCACCCCGCGGAUAUCCCUCUCUCCCUCUCUGACUCAAAGCCCACGCAGACAUUUGGGCUUGUUCUGUCUGAAAAAGCCAGCCUUUGCUAUGGGACACAAACCUAUUGUCAAUGUGUUCGCACUGACCUGAACUGUGGACUGUUACCAAGUGUGAAGAACAUGGAUGGCAUAUUGUAGUACCCCAAUGCUUUAACGCCCAUUUAAGACUGGUCUGGUUUCAGCCUUCUCACACACACACGAAACAGUACAUACUUUGAGUCUCUUAAAAUUCAGUUUCUGAUCCCGAGCUUUGGCACACGGUCGUGGAAUUUUGCUCAGAGACAAUCAGAAGUAUUUCACUCAAUUAGCUUUAUCAGAACAUGCCACAAACACACACACACAAAACACAAAAAUACUUAAACUUACAAAAGGAAAAGAGCCAAUACAAACAAAAUUGUUUUUAAACUUUUUAAAUAUAGUAUGAUAUUUAUAUAUUAAAUCUCCACUGCUACUACACUACUGAGGAUAUGUAAGACUAAUAUACGAUGGUGUGUGAAACGGACUGUAUACAUAUAUAGGCACUGACUCUACUGGACUUUCUGUACCCACGUUGUCAUUAUUGGAGCUAGUAGAAAAUGACAUGUUGAGAAAUGGUGGAAAAAGUUUGAAAAUGAUUCCCACUGAGCUUGUUUUGUUGUUUGGAAAAGGCAGGAUACACCACUACAGAUAUUACAUGUUUAUCCUGGUGGUUCCUGGAGUAGACAUACACUAUGUACCUGCCAAUAGGAAUUAGUCUGUAUCUUAUAAUAAGAAUAUGAAAUUAACUGAUCCUCUCAAACUUCAUAAACUCACUGUGGCUCAUCUAAAGUCUUCUGUGCAAGCAGAGAGGGAUCAAGGAAGACUUGUUUGUGGUAGAGGUGAUGUUUGUUGUUUUUUACUGGAGGUGAAGUCUUUUUCUGUAGCGAGCUGGGCCUCCAUUUACUCCUCUCGUCUCCCAUCAUGUCACACUGUGUACAAGUUGCCUGAGCAUUGAAAAUACAAAUUCAAAUACAAACUCAUUGGGAAACUGUUUAAUUCAAGAUUCAUUUUAAAAUGUAUACAGUUGCCUAGGUGUGCAGUUACAAAUGAAUAUGUUCACAAAUGCUGGGUUUUUUUGGGGGAAAAAAAUGUUGCUUUGUCUUUUUUAUAUGUAAUAAAACAUUUACUGCA